AGUGAUAUGAAUGCUUCGAAUGUUUACAGUAAAGAGAAUAGCUUGAUCUCUCAAAAAAUAAAUGUCGAAAGAAUCAAAAGUCCCCUAUCUAUGCUAGUUUUCGGAUAUUUAAAUUGCUUCCUCCGAUCAUGACUCCAACUGUCCGACGAUUUAGGCGGCACCCCCUUUUCUCUACUCGCACGUUCCCUUUCUUUUCCUCCAAGUUUAGCUCAUGCUUAUCCAUUAGGGGUACCAAUCAUUUAACCCAUCUCAUCUUUCCUUUGCUGGGCUUCGGUGCUUAUCUGGACAUGUCAAGUAGGCUGGUUAUCUUAAUUACUUAUUCUCCAACUGGGCCGUGUUUAUUGGACGGAAAUUUCCUGGCCCAACAAUUGCCCCCAAUUCGAUGAAGCGGUUGAAGCCGAACCAUUCGCCCAACGCUACUUCGAAUUUCAAACCAAACCGUCUUGGAAGUUGUGCAACCGACUACUUUCCAGACUCAUAAUCACUACCACCGGAUCGCUUGCCAUUCCACUCUUCCUUCUUCAAGAAACUUUUCCUUUCCUUUCUUCCUUCUGCAACCAACUCGUCAGCUCUCAUGGCUUCUCAAUGCUUCAUUCCGCAAUUCAUUCUAGAGCCCAAAAGCGCAAAACAAGCAAAACUCACCGAGGAACAGGUGGAACUCAUCCAAACCUCCGCCGGCUUCCCACCCAAUGCCGUCAUCCGCUUCCCUGCAGCGAACGAGCGCAUGGACUGGUUUUGCCCCGGAUGGGUCAAUUUCCUGUACUAUCCCUUCAAAAUUGGGAUGAAGUUCCCUUUUUCCCCCCUAACUCGGGGUUUCUUGGAGUUCGUCAACUUGUCGCCUUCCCAAAUCAUGCCACAGGUGUGGAGGAUUCUUCGUGCGCUGGAGGUUGUACGCGAAAAGUAUGACAUCCCCUUCGAAUUUGAAGACUUGGGCUUCACUUACGAACUCCGAACUUCUGGGCCUGGCCGAUUCACCGUGGCGAUGAAGGACAAGAAACCCAGACUCAUUCACAAAGUUGACAAAGCGAAUGACAGGGGCUGGAUGCACUGGUACUUUUUUGUCCUCAAAGAUUCACUUGGUAGUGAAGGGUCUUUCCUUGAAGAUAACCUGCACAAAGAGAAGAAGGCAAUAUCCAUCCCUUAUGGUCCGAAAUUGGAGGAACGUACUGCACGAAUUCAAGCUAUCCCUGUGGAAGAACGCUGGUUUGUAAACCUGGUUGCCGAAUCUCCAGUCUCACUUGAGGACUCAGAUCAGGAAUCAGAAACUUCGAAGGCUGGUGCAGGAGAGAAUGCAGAUAUCUACAUCCCAAUGCAGGUCGUCUUUCCGGUGGGCGAUAGUUCUCAGACGGUUCCCAAGAAGUGUUCCUACCCAGCUACUGCUGCUGCGUCUUCCUCCAGCUCUCGCUUGGUCCCGUCCGCUCAUGAAUUGCUUGCCCUGGAUUCCAAAAAGAAAAGAGCCUCUCCCAGAUUAGCUUCUACUCCCCUGAAGAUUCCCAAGGUUACCAUGCCGGUCGAGACCAAACCCAACAUUCCUCGGCCCUCUGAGGCUAAGGCUGCUCCGGAUUCCAAGUCGCUGGAUGUAAACCUGUCAUUGUCCUCCGAUUUUUGUAGAUUGCAAGACGUGUCCCUUAUGAGAAGUGAAGUGCACAAACUCCUGCUCCCCUCUUCCCUGGAUGUCUUCAAGUCUCUUCCACCGAUUGGAGUACUAUCUGCAUCGUCGGUUUAUGCCUUUCAGAGUAUGCAAGCGAGUCUAGCUGCGGCUGAGAGGGUAGUUUUGCUAGAGAGGGCCCUUGACGAAUCUAGGCGUAAGGAGUCGACUGCCCAUUCCUUGGCAGAAGAAAAUGCCAAGCUGGUCCAAGAUUUGCAAAGGGAGGUGUCAGCUCAAUCUGCUCAAAUCUCACGACUGGUCAACAGGACUAAAGCGCUGGAAGCUUACGGUCGGAAAAAGAAACAGGAAGUCACUGACGCAGCUUGCUACUACGUCUGGCAAACCAGGGGAGACCUUAUGGCUUCUUUUCUUGCGGGUGAGUCAUCCAACUGGAAUGCUGAGGAGGAUAUUGCAACCUGGAAAAAGGUUCAAGAGGAUAUGGAUCCUCCAGUUGCUGAGGACGGCUUCGAUGUGGGUCAGUCCGAUGGCGAGGCUGACUCCCAACAUGCUUAGGUUGCUCUGUUCUAUUUGACAUUUUUGCUAAACACUUCUGAUCUUGCUCCCGGUAUCCUGGUGGUUUAUCCAGGACGGGAAGCACUCUUGACUCUUUAUGCCUGUGCACUUGGUGGUUUAUCCAAGGCCUGACUUUCAUUUUGCUAUGUUUGAUGUGAAAACUUUGAUGUGUCUGCUUUUGUAUCCUGUGUGUGCGCACUAGUGCUGUAUAUAUAUAUGUGUGCUGUCAUGUAUGUGUGUUGAUUUUGGCCAAAAACAUAUAUGUUGUAAGGGCCGAUUGGGACUGUAAUCCAUGAUACUCUCAUGGGCAGCCCAACCCUUUCCCUUUUUUAUGUUGAUGUACAAUACCCAAUUGGUAAGAGUAGAAAUGAUGUUUUCCAUCCUUU
This is a messenger RNA of Cuscuta epithymum, 2547 nucleotides long. Lineage: Eukaryota; Viridiplantae; Streptophyta; Magnoliopsida; Solanales; Convolvulaceae. The record is from the annotation of a GenBank genome assembly.